This is a messenger RNA of Artibeus jamaicensis (Jamaican fruit-eating bat), 2379 nucleotides long. RefSeq names its product acidic residue methyltransferase 1 (gene DCPH1). The transcript is spliced from 5 exons. The record is from RefSeq and is a predicted model, not a curated record. Gene Ontology annotation, cellular component: nucleus; cytoplasm. NCBI's taxonomy places the organism in Eukaryota, Metazoa, Chordata, Mammalia, Chiroptera, Phyllostomidae. The coding region runs from base 113 to 1438 and encodes 441 amino acids. Gene Ontology annotation, molecular function: phosphatase activity. Gene Ontology annotation, biological process: DNA damage response.
AAGCAUUUUUUAACCACUGGUGCCCGCCUCUCUCGGCUCCUCCUCCGCGGCCGUACAGCCUCUCGUCCUACGCCGGGAGAGCCGAGCAUUGGCGCGGGGAACUUGGAAGGUGAUGGCGGGGCUGCCAGCGUCUCUUUCCGGACAGGACGUAGGAUCAUUUGCAUAUCUUACAAUUAAAGACCGAAUACCACAAAUCUUAACCAAGGCUAUUGAUACAUUGCAUCGACAUAAAAGUGAAAUUUUUGAGAAACAUGGAGAGAAAGGCAUGGAGGCUGAAAAGAAAGCUAUUUCUCUUCUUUCUAAAUUGCGGAAUGAAUUACAAACAGAUAAGCCAAUCACCCCCUUGGUUGAGAAGUUUGCUGAUACUGACAUAUGGAAUCAGUACCUAGAAUAUCAGCAGAGUCUUUUAAACGAAAGUGACGGGAAACCAAGGUGGUUCCACUCGCCGUGGCUGUUUGUGGAAUGCUACAUGUAUCGUAGAAUUCACGAAGCAGUUCUCCAGAGUCCACCAAUUGAUGACUUUGAUGUAUUCAGAGAAUCAAAAGAGCAAAACUUCUUUGAGUCACAGGACUCUAUCAUGGCUUUAUGUACUCACCUGCAAGAGUUGAAGAAAACUAUUGAAGAUCUAGGUGAAAAUCAGCUGAAAAAUGAGUUUUUUAAACUUCUUCAGAUUUCCCUGUGGGGAAAUAAGUGUGACCUGUCUCUGUCAGGUGGGGAAACCAGUUCUCAGAAGAGCGACAUCAUAAACUCUUUGGAAGGCCUGAAGCCUUUCAUUUUAGUGAAUGACACGGAACAUCUUUGGUCGUUACUUAGCAGUUGCAAGAAAACAAGAGAAGAAGUAUCUAUUACUAGAGUGGAUAUUGUUCUGGAUAAUUCUGGCUUUGAACUUGUCACAGAUUUAAUAUUAGCUGACUUCUUGUUGUCUUCUAAACUGGCUACCGAGGUCCAUUUUUAUGGAAAAACGAUUCCAUGGUUUGUUUCUGAUACCACCAUACAUGAUUUUAACUGGUUAAUCGAAGAAGUAAAGCGGUCUAAUCAUAAGUGGGUGUCCAAGUGUGGGGUUGACUGGGAAAACUGUGUUAAAGUAGGCAGGUGGGUUUAUCAUGAUCAUAUAUUUUGGACGCUGCCUCAUGAAUUCUGUGCCAUGUCUCAAGUUGCUCCUGACUUAUAUGCUGAACUACAAAAGGCACAUUUAGUUUUAUUCAAGGGCGACUUGAAUUACAGGAAGUUGACAGGUGACAGAAAAUGGGAGUUUACAGUUCCAUUCCAUCAGGCUUUGAACGGCUUCCAUCCCGCCCCGCUCUGCAGCAUCCGAACCUUAAAAGCUGAAGUCCAGGUUGGCCUGCACCCUGGGCAGGGUGAACAGCUCACAGCUUCCGAGCCCAACUGGCUGACCACUGGGAAAUACGGAAUAUUCCAGUUCGAUGGUCCACUCUGACUUGGUUUGGGAACUCUGAGUUGUGUAGAAAGAUCUGACAGGCAAUCUUCAUCCGCAGAGCAGCAGCAUGUGAAUUUAGUCACUUGACUGCUGUGCAUUAGCUCGGGGAAGCUUGGCCUCUGGGUGCUCAGUUACACCCACUGGAUGCUUUUUCCUUUGAACGUUGUGCCCAUAUGUUGUUUUGGGGACAGAUGGAUUAAGCUAGUUACAGGUAUUUACAUUUUUGUUGGAAUCUAACGUAUUUCAAAUUAAAUGCAUAUUUUCAAGUGGUUUUCAUUGGGCAGAAAGCAUAAUAUAAAUGAGUAAGUUAACUUUUUAUAUUAUAACGGCGCAUGGAAUUUGAUAUCCUAGGGAGCAUGGAAUUAUAUUUAACUUGAUUUUGGGCUCUAGAAAUAAGGGCUCUGUGAAAAUAUACAUCUUAAAAACACACUUUGUUAGGAGACAUGUUUCUUAGAACUGUGAUAUUUGAACACAUGAAAGUAAAAAUUACCUCAUAAGUUAAUUGUAAUUUUGUCCUUAAUUUUUAUUUCAUUUCAAUAGCCUGUGUUACUUGCCUGCAUUUAGAUUUUGAUUGACCUUUGGGAUGGAUGGUAGGAAACACAAAACUGAACAGAACGGAAGAACUGAUAUUUGAAGAAAAAUGCAGUACCUUUUAUAUUCUAUUUGUGAUACCUAUAAUCAGCUGAAAUAUAUUAUUUUAACAGAUAAGUGUUUUAAAUGAACAGAUUUUUAGAUUGUUCUGCAGUUUUAAAAGUGCUUUAGAGAGAAAAGUUGUGUACUGAAUUUGGAGUUGAUUCGUUUUUUAUGUUCUUACACAUUUAUUUGCGAUUGUCAGAUCUUAAAAACUGUCUUUUAGUUGCAAACAUGCGCUUUUACAACUCAAAUUGGAAAAACCUGGAAAUGUUUUCUCACACUAAAAAAUAAAACGAAUUAUACAGAGA